Jatropha curcas is the source of this 691-nucleotide messenger RNA. The record is from RefSeq and is a predicted model, not a curated record. Lineage: Eukaryota; Viridiplantae; Streptophyta; Magnoliopsida; Malpighiales; Euphorbiaceae.
ACUAGCCAAAUACAAAGGAUUUGAAGGACUCACUUCACUGGUUGAUGUUGGCGGUGGAACUGGUAGAACCCUUAAUAUGAUCAUCUCUAAGUAUCCUUCCAUUAAAGGCAUUAACUAUGAUCUUCCUCAUGUCAUCCAAAGUGCACCACCUUACACUGGGAUCCAGCAUGUAGGUGGAAAUAUGUUCACAGGUAUUCCAAAAGGAGAUGCAAUUAUGAUAAAGGAUACCUGUCAUAAUUGGAGUGAUGACAAUGUGGUGAGAUUGUUGAAGAACAUUUAUGAAGUAUUGCCAGAAAAUGGGAAACUCAUAAUUUUGAAUGCAUUAUUACCGGAAGAGCCAGAGACAAGCAAAGCUUCACAGUAUGUUUCAAGACUUGACAAUGUUAUGUUAGCCCAACCUGGUGGUAAAGAGAGAACUGCAAGAGAAUUUGAGGCCUUGACUGAGGCUGCUGGCUUUACCAACUUUCUUGUUGCUUGUGUUGCUCAUGGUAUCUGGGCUGUUAUGGAAUCUUAUAAGUAAUAAGUUAGAGUUUCUGCAUUGUUUGCAACUUCUAAUUAAUAUCACGCGAAAAAUAAUUCAUCUCUGCUCCAAUCCAAAUUUCACACGAAAAAUAAAUAUCUAAUGGAUAUUAAUUUUUUAGAAAAAAUUACAGUACGGUUCCUAUGGUUAGCAGAUUACAACUAAUUCAUC